AUGCGAUCGAGAACGUAUAGUAGUCUCACGUUCGGACACAAAACAAUGACAUUUGCUAUAAAACUUAGCUACAAAAAAAAAGAACCGCGAAACCCACGAGGUCUUCACAGACAUCAAAAAGCAACGACGUCCAACGACAAUGGAGAUAUGACAACUAGUUGCCUGUGCGCCGUCACACUCAUGAAGAUAGCCAGCCUGGCCGAUAUCGUGUUGGACGGUAAGGUGAAAUGCACGUAA
Molecule: messenger RNA, 237 nt
Organism: Macrosiphum euphorbiae (potato aphid)
Lineage: Eukaryota; Metazoa; Arthropoda; Insecta; Hemiptera; Aphididae
Source: the annotation of a GenBank genome assembly